Platichthys flesus (European flounder) is the source of this 4480-nucleotide messenger RNA. It is a transcript of the gene map3k14b, whose product is annotated as mitogen-activated protein kinase kinase kinase 14. Gene Ontology annotation, biological process: positive regulation of canonical NF-kappaB signal transduction; protein phosphorylation. Gene Ontology annotation, molecular function: ATP binding; protein kinase activity. The record is from RefSeq and is a predicted model, not a curated record. Bases 212 to 3265 code for a protein of 1017 amino acids. The transcript is spliced from 15 exons. NCBI's taxonomy places the organism in Eukaryota, Metazoa, Chordata, Actinopteri, Pleuronectiformes, Pleuronectidae.
UGACCAAUCAGCUGAGGCUGCGGGGGCAGAAAGCCGGUAGGUUCAGUUGGACACUUCGAACACAGGACACAAGACAAACAGACACGAAGAGACGGAGGGACACACACCUUCAUCCUGCUCCUCAUCCUCCUCUUCCUCUUCCACCAGGAUCACUGGACCUAACCUGAGACAGGAGGAACCCCCCUGAUUGUCCCUGAGAGUUCACACAGCGAUGGCGAUUCCCCGGGUGUUUAACUCCAACACGCCGUUCAUCAUCGUGGCCGGAGGGUCUGAGCUCUCGUUUCUGGGCAAAGAGGACGACGGCGGCCAUGUUGGCGAGGAGCAGAAGGACUCGCUGGUCCAGGUCAUCGCGCCGCACCUCAACCGGGUGAUGCAACACGGCACCGCCAAGCACGUGGUCACCGCGGGACAGGAAGUGGCUGCAGAGGAUCCAUGUGUCUCCAUAGUCGCACAGGCUGAGAGAGAAGACUUCCAGGAGUUCAGUCCCACCACGACUCAGCGUCCCUACUCCAGAUCUCAGCAGCUCAAAAAGCUCAGGUCUGACUUCAGAGGACCGUCCUUCCUCAGUGACACAGAGGACGAGGACCUGGACGAGGCCUCCAAACUCCCGCUCCACCACCUGCAGAGGAGACAGCGCAGGAAGACGGGAGCAGGACAGAGUCGGGAGGACGGAGGACAGCGUCCUGUGAUCCGUGGUCUGUGGGUGCAGGAGAUCGAUUGGCUGAAAUCAGCAGACGGAGACGCGACCUCGUCGGCUGAGGUCAUCCCGCCUCCUCCUGAGUUCACUGACUCGUGCUCCUGCAGCGUCGGAGGCCGGCUCUCUGGUGGAUGUGAAAUCUGCAGCUGCACAGAUGUGUGUGACUGUGUGGGAGGAUCAGAGGACGUGUCUCCAUCGGAGGAUCGAUACGGAUCGAGAGAAACCGACGACUCAUCGAGCUCUGACGGCCGAGGAGCGUCCGACUCUGAUGGGUCCGCUCAGGACUUGGAAUCUAUUCGCACUCAUGACAGUGACUCGGACUCGUCCUGCUGGGCAGACGAUGACACACCGGCUCCUCAGAGCUCCGCAGUCCAGGCCGAGGUGUCCAGUUUGACCUUUGACCUGAUGCAAGUGUCUGGUUUUAACUCUUGUCCCGCUGAGUGGGAUUCUGACUCUACGGAGUGUGUGCAAAGCAUGCUGGGACUUCCAGACUCCGUGAACACGUGUCGCCGUUCCUUCGGCUGCGAUGACCUCAGUGACCUCGAUGAUGUUCUGGAGGAAAUGAGAGGGAGAGUGACGCAGAUGCCGAAGCAGUUUGUUUCCCCUUUCUUCAAGGAUUUGAUAGAACAGACGUUAAAUGACUGGAAACCAAACGCACCCGUCAACGAAGGACUCGUCUUCCAUCCUCGGCUGCAGCCCAGUGCUCGGUGUCAGUACCGGGAGGGAGAGGAGUACUCCGUCCUGCACCACAUCCAGAACGGCUCGUACGGUGACGUGUUCUGUGUUCGGGACAAACGGACGGGAUUCGAAUGUGCUGCCAAGAGGAUUCCACUGAGUCACCUCAGCCGUGAGGAGGUGAGCACGUGGAGCGCUCUGAACUCUCCCCGGGUCGUGGAGCUCUUCGGUGCUGUGAGGGAGGGGCUGAACGUGGUGCUGUUCAUGGACCUGAAGCCAGCUUGUUUGGCUCAGCUCCUGAAGGAGAUGGACUCCCUGCCCGAGGACCUGGCCCUGCACUACCUCCACCAGUCACUGGGGGCGCUGGAGCACCUGCACCACAGGAGGGUCCUUCACUUGGAUGUCAAAGUUGACAAUGUGCUGCUGUCUGCAGACUGCAGAGACACAUUCCUCUGUGACUUCGGUCUCUCAGAGACGCUGGACGACAGCGGCCGGAGCACCAGAGCGUUCAGGGGAGCUGCUGCGUUCCCGGGCACAGAGACGCACAUGGCCCCGGAGGUCGCUCGAGGAGAUGGACUCUGUGCGAAGGCCGACGUGUGGAGCAGCUGCUGCAUGUUACUGCACAUGCUCAACGGGUGUCAUCCAUGGAUACGUUACUACUCCCACCCGCUGUGUCUGCAGAUCGUCAACGAGCCCCCCCCUCUGUGGGAGGUCCCGUCCACCUGCAACAACUUCACGGCCAAAGUGUUCAGAGCCGGACUCCAGAAGGACCCGGACAGACGGGCCUCCGCCAAGGAGCUGAGGAGGAAAACCACCAAGGCUCUGAGAGCAGUGGGAGGUUUGAGUCACUGCUCGGUCCAAGCUGCCUGUGAGGUUCUGCACUGUGGCAGGAGGACCCCCCCUCUGUCCCCUCUGAUCCCCACAAAUAAACCAUCAGCCCCCGCGCCAGCUCCCAUGAUGCACUGGGUGAGCCCCUGGAGAACCACGGCGGUGGACGAGGACUUUGGCGAAGACUCUGACGUGGAGGCAGAUUCUUUCAGCGGGGAGUCGGACUCGCCGCCCAAAUCCCUGAGGGACGAACUGGACUGGGACUCGGGCUCUGACUCGGACGUGGAUAUUUACAUGGGGGAGGAGGAUCUCAUCCAGGAGAUGUGGACAAAGAUGGACAGGGACUACGAGGGCGACUGGGAGGAGGAGGGACGUGAGGAAGAGGAGGAUGAAGAGUGGGAGUCUUCAGUGUCCACAGAUUAUCUCCGAGCUCUCAGAGGCCUCUUCCCUCUGCUGCAGAAAGGUCAGCAGGCGAGUGACAGCCCGUGUGGAUCCGACCCCGAGCUGGAACAUCUCAGAGACGACGUGGCUCUUGGCACCACGCUCCAGACCCCCUCCCCUGAACCUCGAGACGACCCCCCCUCCUGUUUCAGCUGCUCGGACACGUCGCAGAGAGACGCCUCAGAGAAGGACUCGGACCAUUCCUCUGACGACCUGAGCUCUGGAGUCUUCUCCUCCUGCGACAGUCACACAGACGGACGCCUGGAGUGGUCGGCCUCGGCCAAUCAGCCGUCGUCCUGCUGCUUUGAAGGUGUUGACAUCUGGAUCGAGAACGUCCAGGGCCAGUGUCUGAGGAUCCGAGAGCGACGGCAGGUCAAAGUCGGACACGUCGCUCUGGGAAUCAGUGACCAGAUCUCGGGGAAGCCCUUCACUCUGGAGACCCUGGACAGGAAGCUGGUGUCGUUCGAGGAGGAGGUCACGGGGUCGUGUGUGUGGCUGCGUUGUGUCUCUGCGCCCGACACAUGUCAUCGCUGGAGCUGGAGGGUCCGAGACGGGAAACUGGAGCUGCAGGAGGAGAACUCACAGUUUGUCUCGUGGCUGUUUGUUGAUAAAAGCCCACGGUGACGAUCCCGGGGGGUCGAUGCUGCUGCUGGAGGACAAACGUGAGACGAGAGAAUUACAUGUUGUAGCAUUUUUGUACGUUAUUGCAGAUUUCUGUUUGUGGACGCACAUGGAAUGUGCCCUACAAGAUGUAGGAGAGAAACAUGAGUAUUAUGGGAACCAUUUCUGAAUAAAGCAUCAUUUAUGAAAGGUUUAUAAGUGGUAAUCAAUAUCUUAAUGGUUCAUUAAUGACUUUAUAAUACUGGGUUGCCAGGUUGUGAGAACAAAACCCUCUUACAGAAAAACACUUUUCUUUUUACCUCUUCAAUCCACGAGGGAGAAAGUUUGAACAGCUGCAGAACAUCUGGACCAACAUGUUUUCACCUGAUCAUUAACAUUUACAACAACAGACUUUAUGGAUUAGUGUCACACAUUUGCAGGCGAGUGAAACACUUUUUAUGAUGAACUGAAGAGCUAAAAAGAAUACAUGUAAAGAAUAUUUAUUUAUAUAUAUCUAUAUAUCGCUUGUUUCAUUGAUGAUUAAAGUCCUUGAUUGUAGUUCCCAAACCCUGAAUCAAUGGAUUGAUCUUCUAAAAGCAAUGCCCUGUUAUGUAUAUAUACAAAUAGAUUAAUAUAUAUGUGUGUGUUUAUAUAUAUAUAUAUAUAUAUAUACACAUAAAUAUGUAUUUUUAUGUAUGAGAGAAAAUUACAAUUCAAAUUGUAGAAAUGUUAAAUAGUGCAAAUGUGUAUAAAAGUACCAGAAGUACUGGAAUGAAUAUUAAAGGUGUAUCAUGAAUAGUAAUGGAUUAUUUCAUAUACAUAUAAUAUUAUGUAGAGUAAAUGCGUGUGAACACGUCUUUAAACAGUUUUUAAAACACUGUAUUAAUAUAGAAGUUCUUCCUGUGUCCGUUAUUUAAACUCUAAACAGAAUCCAGUUCUCACACGUUAGUUAAAACACUGAAGCAUUGUCAUGAUACAAUAAAUGAGAAAUUAAAUUGGUUCUGUCAGAAAAAAUGUGUUUGACUCUUUUCUGUGUGAGUUUUAUUUUAUUUAUCAGAAUCAUUGAGGCUUUUUCAUCAUAACAAAUGUUCAUAAUACUUUAAUUUGUUGUGGUUUUUGUUUAAUGAAUUUAAGACAAAUUGUCGACACAUUUCACGUUUUCAGCUUCUUCUGUUUAAAGUGUGGAGUUUGUGUGACAUGAACAUUUAGACACAACUAACUAAUGAGUAUUUACCUGCA